Molecule: messenger RNA, 1037 nt
Organism: Galdieria sulphuraria
Lineage: Eukaryota; Rhodophyta; Bangiophyceae; Galdieriales; Galdieriaceae
Exons: 2
Coding region: 27-1004 (325 amino acids)
Source: RefSeq, a predicted model, not a curated record
CCGAAGCCCAUUUGAAAAUUGUAGUUAUGUCAAGAGGAUCACGUGACUGGCGCAAAUACCUGUUGACACUAGCUAUUUUAGUUAUCCUUGUAAGUCUCUCAGAGGCGCACCGUGGAAAACUGAAAGCUCGGAGUGAAGUUUUGAAUAGUAGGACAGGCACCAAAGAGGACAAUUCUUUUGCGCCCAGGAGAGACUACUUGAAAGGGAGACAUGUUGGAAAAGACCGUUUUGGAAAGUCUCUGGAUGGGAUAAAUGAUGUCUGGAAACGAAAUAAGAGAGGAGUGGAAAACUUGAAAGGUGAAGUGUCGUCAGAGGAGCAGCCUCAGGGAACCAUCCGCUUAGAGCGCUUGAAGGACCACAAGCUAGUAGCUAGAUGGAAAGUCCCUGAAACUCACCGUAAUGCCCCAGUUGAAGCGUACGUUGAAGAAGGCGUUCUGAGGGUUCGUGCCGUCGCGGAGAGAGAAGGUCAACCCGUAACAGUGGAGGAAAGCUUGGAGCUCCCGUUGGAGGCCAGAUUUGAUGAAGCAAAAGUGUCUACUGUGCGUGAAGGCGAUGAUAUGCUCAUUAAGGUUUCUACUCAACGAAAGCAUCACCACAAGCACCAAAUGUUUUUGGAGCAUCUUGGCGAAGAAGGUCGUCAAGCUUAUAAUACUUGUAAAACAGUUUAUAGAAAAGACAUCGUGCGUAUUGGUGGUUGUAUUUGUGGAAAUUUGUCGUUGGUCAAUGAAUCUGUUGCUUGCUACGAUCACCUUGUUAAUAUCUCGGCGUUUUAUGCUGAAAAAUUUGGAUGUACCAACGGGUCGAUUGCUCUGAAAGAAGCUCUUGAGACUUGUUUAAAUAUGUCCGACUUGGAACAGCACCUAAACUGCAGUACUAUUGUGUAUGAUAAGAUUGUCACUGCAUGGGAUACGCUUCAGUCGUCUGGGAAGAUGAAGAAAUGGAAGCGCAAAGGUAUUCCUGAACACUUGCAAGACCAAAUUACUCGUAUCUUGGUUUCAUCAUAGGCUAUUUAGUUAUUUGCAAUUGUAAUGUUUGUG